ACAACAAGUUACUUGGACAAGAGUUUUAACCUCCUCCUCCUCCUCCCACACAUACUUUCUGUGCUAGCUAGCCGUAAUAUCACAAACAACAGCAAAACAACAUUGUCAACAAUCACAGCCUAAAAAAAAAACCAGCGAUAUCAGAUAUCAAACCGACACUCGUUCAUACACACACGCCUCGUUCAAUUAUGACAACAACAUCAACAACGCCAUCUUUGUGAUGUUAUUACUACUACCUUUAUCUUCUUUUGUAAACGUGUUCAUUCCUUAUCUCUCUCACUCUUUUGGUUCUUUCUAAAACAACCUACUACUACCUCAGUCAAUCACUCUUUGUCUUCUGCUGUUUAUUCAUCCCCCAUCCCCUCCACUUAUUCACUCUCGCUCGUUGUGUCAGUGUUACAGAGACACUAACCCCCCUCCCCUCCCCUCCGCUAUGCCUUAUUUUUUUCUUUUUACUUUUUUUCUUAAAAAGCCUUGUGCAAGAGCUAUUCUUUCUUCUUUUCGUGUUAACCCGAUUCAAAAACCCACCCACCCUCCAUCCUCCUCUUUUUUCUUUUUCUUCUUUCGCUUUUCAUGCAAAGUGUCUUUCUCUUCUUCUUCUUUUUUUUUUAUUAUACAUACUGUUAUUUAUAUCUUUAUUAUAUAUAUUAUCCUACUCUUCCCCCUUCAUCCUCCCCCCCUUUAUUUUCACCGAUAUCUCAAUUUUCUUUUUUCGCGUACAUAUCAUCACUUAUCCCACCUACUUCUUUCUUACAUAUAUCUUAUAUACUCAUGUUUUUAUUUGUUCCUUCCUCUUUAUUUCUUCUUUUUUUCUCUCUUAAAAAAACAAACAAACAAACAAAAACUAUCGACAACUGUAUUGAAUGAAUAAAAAGCAUACAAUUUACCUCCACCACAACAA
Zychaea mexicana is the source of this 901-nucleotide messenger RNA. RefSeq lists its product as uncharacterized. The record is from RefSeq and is a predicted model, not a curated record. The transcript has a single exon. The annotation marks the transcript as partial. Lineage: Eukaryota; Fungi; Mucoromycota; Mucoromycetes; Mucorales; Lichtheimiaceae.